AAUGCAUAUUCCACUUUCAUAAGAACCCAAUACUCUGUCUUUGAAUUCUUAACCUCCUCGCUCACAAUUAAUUCAAUGCAGAGGCAGUUCUAUUCCUCCAACUUCAUCGCGGGGGUCCCUGCGGGCCCCGUGCCUGUGUUCCUGUCCAUGCGGUACCGAUCCGCCAAGCGUCUCGUGGAAAUACACCAACUCCAGUGGAUGUAUAUCGUAAUUUACACGCAACACAACUCAGCAGAAUACACACCAGCAUCGACGCGUUCUCAGGGAUACCUAGUACUUGCGAAUCACACAUCGCAUCGGGAAGCAGUCGAAGUCAUACAAAUGUGGCUGAUACUAGACCACUUCUGGACGCGAUACUAUCAGAUAACAACCAAGCCGUACUAUACACGUACCAAUACGGCUAAGACUCUCGGAAGCACAAUGAAUUCUACAACGACGUCACUCUGCCAACGUUACAGGUCUUCUAUGAGCGCGCACUCCGAACUCACCGGGUUUUCUAUACGUUUCAAGAAUUGUCACAAGUGAUAACAUCGGAAUUCCGAGCGCGUUCGAAAAGUAACUACCAUACCUGGAUGCGUGGUAUUUCGGACGGUAUGGAAGUCGCGUUUAAAGGUAUGGAGUGCAAGGUCACCAGACAGUCGGAACAUAGUUUAGGGCGUUGA
Somion occarium is the source of this 662-nucleotide messenger RNA. Lineage: Eukaryota; Fungi; Basidiomycota; Agaricomycetes; Polyporales; Cerrenaceae. The record is from the annotation of a GenBank genome assembly.